GCCAGUAACGCGCCGAGCGUCGUCGUGGGAGGGUGACUUUUUUUCCCCGUCGCUCGCGCACACUUGGCGCCAAGUUGGAGCAACGAAACGGAGAGCAGCCAAACCGCGUGAUUCCUCGCGGAGCGCGUGUCUUAAUUAACAGCCACCCGGCAAUUCUAACUCGACCUGAGUUGAUAGGGGUGGAUUGCCGUUGCCGUACAUUACAGCAAGUGCUAAAGAGAGAACGCGUCGUCAUGGGUACCGUGUGUUGUGCCCCGCGGGUGUAGAGUGCGGAUUGCGCGCGAUCGGGCGAGGGGGAUAAGAAAAGGGAGAUAGAACGAAGCUGGCGUGUUGAGAAAGGACCGAGGAUACAGAAGAUACGCGCGGGUUAAACCGCGACCCGCCGCGGAGGUGAAGUCGCCUCUCGUUGUCGUGGAGGAGCGCGAAGGAGAGAAACGGAGCCGGCGGUACGGGCAAGAGACAGAGAGACGCACAGAGAGAGAGACGAUAAUGUGGAGCCGUUGCUUCCGUCUUCAGCGACAAGUCGACGUUCGGAUUCGCUCGUAAUCGAGCAGGAAGAUCUAACGGUCAGAAAUGACGCGAAGAAGAACGUUUAUUUUCGCAUUAGGAGUAUGCAUAGGCACUUUACUACUACACUUUGACAAUGUGGUGGCGGAAGUUACGGAAGCAUCGGUUGCAUCCGAGAAAUCUGAAUCCCAAAAAGCAUCGACUCCCCCAGAAUCUACGACAAUUCUAACAAGAGUUUCUUCGAUCCAUCAAAAUCGAUCAAUUGCCGGCAACGAUGGAAGAAAUAUCGAGUCGACGAAUCGAAAAAUUCAUGAUGCAGAACAUAAAUCACACAGUAUUAUUGACAACAUAAAUCAGGAAAGAAAAGCUGAUAUAGUAAUAUCUACGAAUUUGCACGUAGAAAAGCCAAGCGAUGAAUUCGAAAAUUUAUCUGAUGGAAACAGGAGACCGAGAUACGGAGAAAUUGCUAUUGAAAGCUCCGGGAAAAGCACCAGCACGAAAGUUGUCUCCGAAGAUCUUCUGAGACUCUCCAGGAAAAACGAGUUAACUGCGGCGACUGCGAAAUCAGCUUUAAAUGAUUCGAAGCAGGACGGUAAAAACCUAGACGAUGCAAUGAUUCAAGAAUCUUCUAAUCGUGAAAAAAUAUCGGAUGCAACGGAGACCAUGUCUUCAAAUACAAAGGAAAAAAUUCUUAACGAGAAGUUAUUCACAAACAUUAUGGAAACUUCAGAAUCUGAAAAUCAGAAUCAGAAAGAAGUAGGAAAAGAGUCUUCCAUCAAAUAUGAAGAGAAGAAUAAUGUAAAUGCGAGCAAACAAGAGAUACCGACCGUCAGGUCUAUCGGAGAUUUCUUCUCGACGACUUCGAAAUCGAUAUCUGAGGACGCUCUCAGAUCCGACGAAAAGAAGGACAAAAUUAUAAAACUUGAUCAUAAGGAAAUUGCUUCAAGAAAGGAUAAAAAUAUAAUCUUGACUGACUUGAAAGAGGAAGUGGAGGAUCGAGAAUCAACCACGGUGCGUGGUGAAAAUUCCACAGGAUUUCAAAAAAAUGCAAAUGAUCUAGGAACGACGGCAUCUGAAGUGCACGAUUUAGAAAAGGUCGACGAGAAGAGACACGAGGGAGCCGUUUCAUUAGUUAACGACACAUACGUGAACUACAAUCAUUAUUAUAAGAAUGUGACAGAGAUAAAUCCUAAAGCUGGCCCAGGAAACCAUUCGAUUGACGUGAAUGAAUCGCGCGAGAAAAGCGAUCCGAAAGAAGAAGUGGAGAUCGUUAAGAACGUGACUCAUCUACCGGCAUUGAAGAUUGUGACUACCAUCAACAAUACUGCGAAGAACGAUUCUCACAUCAAUGAGCUGAGCAAUCAGAGGGGAGCCCUUUAUGUUAAGAAGAAAGAAGAGACUACCGCAAAAAAUGAAAAUUAUCGUGAGCAAAGCAUAGACUCCUCCAUUUCCGACAUGACUACUAAAAGUACAGGUAGUAUGGAGGAAUGGAAAUUGAUAGGAGAGCCUGAGAGCCAGGUGAAGUUGCCCGAAGCAACGACUCAAAAUGUACGACUUGAAGAACACUCCUCAUUCGUUCCUGAAACUACUCCUAGUCUAGUUCCACAAGGCAGAACUAUCGGAUUUUCCGGGGUUAACGAGUUUUCCAAUAUCGAGGCGAAGUCUACAGCUUCAGCGAGGAUCGAUGGAGGAUCAUUGGCUACUCAAAGUCUACGAAACAGCACGGAAAAAAUUGCUCAAAAACCUUAUCCGUAUUUGAAAUCUAGCAGGGGAUCGUUUCAGGCGGUAACAGAAGCUAGUUUAAAGUUAAAGAAGGAAGUCGUUACGGAGGAAACUUCCGCUUAUGAAAACACGAUCGGAAGAGGGGAGUCCGAGAAGAAGCUCAUCGUCACGGAACCUUCGGUCGUAAUCGAGAACAGCAUUCAACAGCACAGGUCGAACAAGAAAAAUGUAAACGAGUCCACGAGUUCUACGACGAAGAGCAUCUCCUCUUUGAUACCAGUGACGGCAAUCCCAAUUGUCUCGGUCGCCGCUGAACCAACGAACGAAACUUUUCCGGGAGAAUUUAACGGCAGCGUGAAAGCCGCGGAAAUAAAGCGCGCAAAGUCAAACGAGAAUGACACACCAGGUGCGAAAGAGAAGGAGAAAGUGAUUGUAGGUAGAGACGAAGGCUACGACGUGACUGGAAAUGGAAUAACGGAAGUGAGCCUGACACCGGAUGGCAAAGAAGUGAAAUCACAUUCCAGCGAAGCGACAGAAUCGUCAACGUUGCGUUCCACAGACACUAAUACAUCUAAGCCGGUAUCUCUAAAUACCGAUGUUCAGAUGGAACCGGAAGAAGCUAUGAUGAUUCGCUCAACUUUUGGCGUUACCGAAUCCACGAGUGUAGUUCCUUUGGACAAGAACGUGACGACAGAAACGAAUAAGUCUAGAACUUCGACAACGUCGGCAGCAGAAGUCAAUACGACCGCCACGGUGCUUACUGAAAAUUCCACGGAAUCGGCCCCGAAAACGAAUGUUACGCUGCGACCUUCUUCGAAUGCUAAUUACACCACUGAAUCUACCUCUGCCACUUUAAAUCCCGACGAAUCCUCAAUACCGACAACGACGUCCGUCGAAUUCGAGUUUGUCAGUCUCACGGAGGCGAUCUCUUCAGAAAGUAACGCGACCGAGAGAAAUGUCGCGGGAACUUUCGAACAGCAAACGAUGCCUUCGAAGACGACAACAAUUCAUAAUCCAUCCAUGAAUAACUCGACUGAUGACGCGGUUAUCACGAUGAAAUCGAUGGAACCCACUGAACUUCCGAUGACGACCGAAGAGGGAACUCCAACGACAAAUCAAGUGUUGGAUGUGCACCGCGGGGACAACGAAACUACCAGAGAUCUUGCAGUUACUCAGGCUACUUCUGAGAGUCAAAGUAAUCGCACCGAGUUCACGAGGAACGAAGUUACUGUAAGCGGUAUCGAUUUUACCAGCGCCGUCGCCAAUGAUGCAACUAGAGCCUCCGGCGUUACGGAGGAUCCUUCAAAAUCUAAGGAUUUAAGUUUCGAUGCGAACAUCACCGAGACAUCUGCCCCAGGCGCGACGGAACUUCCGCCGAAUACGAGCGUCAGAAUAAUGACGAACGUUACAAAGAGACCUUCGACUACGACUACUUUGGAGCCGAUAGUACUCUGGAGUACACCAGGCUUUACGGAAUCGCCCGAGGAAGAUAUAACGGAAAGUAUUCAGCCUCUGUCGCCGGACGAGAUCACGUUGUUGGUUAAAAUAGUCAUUGAGGGCACAUUACACGAGGUCUGUCCUCGAUUAUCUGAUCUGAAAAAGGCUCUUGCGAAUAUCCUUAGAGAAGGAUUGGACAAGCCUUUGCAGCCAGGACAAAUUAUGAUUCAUCAAAAUCCAUGUCCUGAGCAAAAUUCGUCACCGACACCCACAGAAGUUUCCCUAAUCACGAUCUACGUUUACGUUGUCGAUGAGGAUGGCAAGUUUGACGCCGCUAUGACAAAGAUUUUACCAAGUUUAUACAAGGUGUCUCCCAGUGAGAACUUCCCAGUGAGAAUACACAAGUUUCUUCUGGUACCGGAAGCGGAUUCUGGAAACGCAAUAGCGGUUAUCGUGGUCUCCUCCGUGGCCUUCAUCUGCCUGCUUCUUUUAGCCGGUCUUCUGUUUAUAAUGAGAAAGAGGCAAACGAGGUUCAAUUACGGAGAACGGUGCCGGCCAGUAUCCUUGGACGCCUACAGCCUCGAUAGCGUUUCGGCGUAUAAUAGCGUAAGGCGCAAAGGUGCGGCAAGAUCUUCCAAGAGAAGUUAUGGCAAUCCGACUUUCGAAGAUUCGAGCGCCAUUCCCUCUCAUCCCCUCAACUUCGCCGGGCUUUCAUCUUUCUGUAACGACGUUAAUGCAAUCAACGACGAGUUCGCGGGCAUACCUCAGGUUUCGGCAAAGAUAGACGAGCUACCCCCGGGCGCGGAGGUAAAGAAUAGAUAUGCGAACGUGAUACCGCUUCCGGAGACAAGGGUGCCGUUGCAGAGGCUGAACAAUGAUCCUUUGACCGAGUACAUCAACGCCAGUUACGUGCGGGGACCCAAGAACGCCACAAAGUAUUAUAUUGCGUGCCAAGCGCCAAUAGAGUCGACCGUUACCGACUUUUGGCGAAUGAUUUGGGAGCAGCAGUCCAAGGUGAUUAUUAUGCUAACCGAUCUCGUCGAAAAUGAAGUAGAAAAAUGUACAGAAUACAUUCCACCCUCGGAAGUGACAGACUGUCAUCGACUUUACGGUGAUUUCCAAGUUACCCUGAAGAAGCGAGAAGCUAAAGAGAAAUACGCUAUUUCUACUCUUCAACUAAAGAAUUUGGAGAAUAAUACGUUCCGAGAAGUAUUCCACAUUUGGUACCUAUGGCCGGUGAGUGGCGUUCAAUCAGACGGUACAGGCCUAAUAGCGGUGCUCCUCGAGGCGAGGGCACUCCAACGAGGUGGCCCUGGGCCGAUCGUGGUCCAUUGUAGUCCUGGAACAGGACGCACUGGCACGCUAAUAGCUCUCGAUCUAGGAAUUAGACAAUAUGAAAUUACGAGGACCGUGGACGUGCCAAGGGUCGUUUACACUAUUAGGAGAGACCGGGCUGGCUCAGUUCAGACCAAGGAGCAAUAUGCUUUUAUAUAUAAGGCACUAAACUUGUAUGCAACAAAACUCGCUGGUGGCGUGCUAGAGUCAACGUGAAGCAGAAGUUCGUCAAAGUCAAGAUUUGCGGAAAUGGACAUCACUUGACGAGAAUCGACUGUUUGGUUAGCAAAUAGUGUGUCAACAUACGUUGAAACCUUUACCUAAGGUUUCCGUAUCCUGACAGAUAAAAUGCGCAGGUUACUGCUCAUAAAGGAAGUAACUAC
Messenger RNA from Monomorium pharaonis (pharaoh ant), 5384 nucleotides. RefSeq names its product mucin-4. Gene Ontology annotation, molecular function: protein tyrosine phosphatase activity. The coding region runs from base 574 to 5217 and encodes 1547 amino acids. NCBI's taxonomy places the organism in Eukaryota, Metazoa, Arthropoda, Insecta, Hymenoptera, Formicidae. The transcript is spliced from 10 exons. Gene Ontology annotation, biological process: protein dephosphorylation. The record is from RefSeq and is a predicted model, not a curated record.